CUAAUAAAUAAACAAGGCCAUAAUUAUAAUUUGUAUUGAAAAUCAGCAAAAUCAUCACACUCUUGAGGAAAUCAGAAAUGGGCGGAAUUUCAGUGAUGAGGAGCGCCGCUUCCGGCCGUGUUCCUAUCAUCAUUCAUCACGCUCAGUUACCUGUGUCCACGCGCUUAUCGACUAGGAAGCUCAGAUAUGGCCCUACUAAAUUUCAUGUUAUGGCGCGUUACGCGCAAUCGCAGGAUUUCUCCACCCGUCUUCAAGAUAGUAUGCAGAACUUGCCCAAGCUUCUGGAGGAUAUAGUCCAGACAUCAAUAAAUACAGGUCCUCGUGGGGCACUUAGGCUAGCUCAAGGUAUCCAAGCAGUUAUAGGUGUUGGCAGCGAGUGGGUGGCUGAUGCUUCGAAGGCAGCAAAUUCAUCCAGUGGAUUAGCAGCUGAUUUGCAGCUUGGCUUAUUGUCACCUCUUUAUUUGAGGAAAUUAUUUGAACGUUUGGGCGCAACAUAUAUUAAACUAGGUCAGUUCAUAGCAUCAGCACCAACUUUGUUUCCUCCAGAAUAUGUCCAGGAGUUCCAGUAUUGUUUUGAUAGAGCUCCUACGAUUCCAUUUGAAGACAUUCAAGCAAUUCUUCGUCAGGAGUUAGGGAAGCCUAUUGAUACCGUCUUUGAAUUUGUUGAUCCUACUCCAGUAGCCUCUGCUUCCAUAGCGCAGGUGCAUGGUGCCAGGAUAAGGGGUACUCGGGAGGAUGUUGUUAUAAAGGUGCUAAAACCAGGGAUAGAAGACAUCUUGGUGGCAGAUUUGAACUUUGUGUAUAUUGUUGCACGCAUUUUGGAGUUUUUGAGUCCCGACCUUAGUCGAACAUCUCUGGUUGCUAUUGUGAAAGAUAUUAGGGAGUCAAUGCUGGAAGAAGUUGACUUUAAAAAGGAGGCUACAAAUAUUGAGUCUUUCAGGAAAUAUUUGGAUUCUAUGGGACUCACGAGGCAGGCUACUGCUCCAAAAGUCUACCAAGAGUACAGUACUAAGCGGAUUCUGACAAUGGAGAGGCUUUAUGGAGUCCCUCUCACAGACUUGAACUCCAUAAAUUCACUUGUCCCAAAUCCUGAGACUAGUCUUAUAACCGCCUUAAAUGUCUGGUUUGGUAGCUUGCUUGCUUGUGAAACCUUCCAUGCAGACGUGCAUGCCGGCAAUCUGUGGUUACUACGUGAUGGCCGCAUUGGGUUCCUUGACUUCGGAAUUGUUGGUCGAAUUUCUCCUAAAACAUGGUCUGCUAUGGAAGAAUUUCUGGAAUCACUCGCAACUGGAGAAUAUGAAUCCAUGGCAUCUUCAUUGAUUGAUAUGGGUGUUACGAGCACUAAUGUAGACUCCAAGGCAUUUGCAAGGGAUCUUGAGAGGAUAUUCUCCUCCAUACAGGAUAUGGAUACAGAGAUCAUCGUUGCUGCAGCAAGGGAUGCUAAUACGAAUGCAACUGCAGUUUCUGCGAAUGUUGUUGUUGACGAAAGACAAAUGAAUGCCCUGUUUCUCGAUCUGGUGCGCGUUAGUGAAUCAUACGGUCUGAAGUUCCCCCGGGAGUUCGCACUUCUGAUGAAGCAGCUUCUGUACUUUGACCGGUACACGCGACUCUUAGCUCCCAACAUGAACAUGCUGCGCGAUCAGAGGAUUAAUAUCGUUUCCAACAAACCAUCCACGUUUUAGACUUGAAACCAAUGUAACUAGUUUGUUGUAACUUGUAAUUAUCAUCAAAACCUAUGUGUUUCCUUUCGACAAUACUCAAGCUGAAUUCUAAAACAUGUACUUUCUUCUGCUGUAAAAGAACAGCACUCAGAUUUCUUGAGCA
Molecule: messenger RNA, 1824 nt
Organism: Salvia hispanica
Lineage: Eukaryota; Viridiplantae; Streptophyta; Magnoliopsida; Lamiales; Lamiaceae
Product: Protein kinase superfamily protein
Cellular component (GO): plastoglobule; plasma membrane
Source: RefSeq, a predicted model, not a curated record